AUGUUCGAGUGGUUUGGCGCAACAACCUACCGCCUAAAAACUAGAGGCCUCACAAUCUUCCUUGACACAUGGCUUGACCGCCCCUCCACACUACCACAAUACCUAUCUACGUCCAAUGUAACGGAAUGCGACUACAUCUUCAUCUCGCACGCACACUUCGACCACCUCCCCGGUGCCGACAAGAUUGCCAUCCGCACGGGUGCCACAAUCUUCGGGAACGGAGAAGUCAUAAAUGUCAUGCGUGCUGCCGGUGUACCCCCCUCACAGCUUCUCCCAAUCGCCGGAGGUGAGCGUAUCCCGUUGGGUGCCUCAGGGGUUGUGGCUCACGCAUACCCUUCGCUCCAUUGCCUCAUGCCUCCUGGAGACCAUUUUAGCAUGCCAGAGACGUUGGAUACAGGGACGGUGUAUCUUGGUGCACACUUGACGUGA
Molecule: messenger RNA, 429 nt
Organism: Morchella sextelata
Lineage: Eukaryota; Fungi; Ascomycota; Pezizomycetes; Pezizales; Morchellaceae
Exons: 2
Coding region: 1-429 (142 amino acids)
Source: RefSeq, a predicted model, not a curated record